Drosophila ficusphila is the source of this 3122-nucleotide messenger RNA. RefSeq names its product SCY1-like protein 2. Bases 88 to 2595 code for a protein of 835 amino acids. The record is from RefSeq and is a predicted model, not a curated record. NCBI's taxonomy places the organism in Eukaryota, Metazoa, Arthropoda, Insecta, Diptera, Drosophilidae. Gene Ontology annotation, molecular function: ATP binding; protein kinase activity. Gene Ontology annotation, biological process: protein phosphorylation. The transcript has 6 exons.
AUCGAGAAAACAUUGAUUUUCGUUCCAGCUCUAUUUUGGACAAACUUCUGGGCCGCAGUUGCUGAAAAUUCGCAAACCCGCCCCAGGAUGGACAUGAUAAACAAGUUCUACUCGUCCGCCGUGCAGACGGUGUCCACCCUGUCCGGCGUUCUGCCCGGGAACAACGUGACGCGGGAGUACGAGGUGCUGGAGCAGGUGUGCACCGCCGGAGUGGGUCUCAUGUGGAAGGUGUACAAUGGACACAAGAAAAGCACCAAGCAGGAGGUGUCCGUCUUCGUCUUCGAAAAGAAGUCUCUGGAGCGCUGGUCCAAGGACGACCGGGAGACGAUGCUGGAGACACUGCGGCGCGGAGUACAGCAGCUGACCAAGAUCCGUCACCCACACGUCCUAACCGUGCAGCACCCGCUGGAGGAGAGCCGAGACUCCUUGGCUUUCGCCACUGAGCCCGUGUUCGCCUCGCUGGCCAACGUCGUGGGCGACAAUGUGCGCUCUGAGAAGAAGUUGUACGACGUGGAGAUCCGACACGGACUUCUGCAGCUGUUCGAUGGCCUCCAAUUUCUCCACCAAGACGCCAAGAUCGUGCACCGCAACAUCAGCGCGGAGACGAUUGUGAUCAACAAAAACCGAAGCUGGAAGCUCUUUGGAUUCGACUUCUGUAUCGCCAACCAGCCGGCCACGGACGGCACUCCUCACUGGCCUUUCCGGGAAUACACCACCUCGCUGCAUGUCCUGGCGCAGCCCAGUCUGGAGUACACGGCACCGGAGUUGGCCCUGAACAGUGUCAACACCCCGGACAGUGAUCUCUUUUCGUUGGGCGUUCUUAUAUUCACCAUUUAUGCCGGCAAGCCCCUGAAGAUGUUUGGCAGUGAUUACAGCAGCUUUCGGCGCUACGCCAACGAUCUUAACCAGCGGAAGUAUCCUCCCAUGAACGCAGUGCCCAGCGAUCUGACCGAGAGCCUCAAGGCGCUGCUGCACCCCAGUGCCAAUAUGCGGCCAAAACUGCACGAACUUAAACAGAUUGCGUAUUUUCAGGACGUCGGAGUGAAGACCCUUAGCUACUUAGACUCGCUCUACCAGUGGGACAACCUGCAGAAGUCCAAGUUUUACAAAGGCCUGCCGCAAAUCAUUCCCACGCUGCCGCACCGCGUCAAUCUGCACUCGAUCCUGCCCUACUUGGUCAAGGAGUUCGUAAACUCACCGAUGAUUCCCUUCGUGCUGCCAAAUGUUCUGCUCAUCGCUGAAAUGAGCAGCCAGCGGGAGUACUGCGACCACAUUCUUCCGCACCUGAAGCCCAUCUUCAAGCUUACAGAUCCCAUUCAGAUUCUGCUCAUCUUUAUGCAGAAGAUGGACCUCUUGCUGAAGCUCACGCCGGCGGAGGAGGUGAAGCUGAGUGUACUCCCGCUACUGUAUCGCUCACUGGAGUGCGACAUGCCACAGAUCCAGGACCUUUGUCUGGCGGUGCUUCCCACUUUCUCCACCCUGAUCGACUACAACGCCAUGAAGAACUCGGUGCUGCCGCGCAUCAAAAAAUUGUGCCUGCAGAGCAGCAACGUAUCAGUGAAGGUUAACUGUCUGAUUUCCAUCGGCAAGCUGCUGGAGAAUUUGGACAAGUGGCUGGUGUUAGACGAGAUUCUGCCCUUUUUGCAGCAGAUUCAAAGCCGCGAGCCCGCUAUAAUAAUGGGGAUUAUUGGCAUCUACAAAAUCGCCAUGACCAACACCAAACUGGGUAUAACCAAGGACGUGAUGGCACACAAGUGUAUUCCCUACUUGGUUCCCUUAAGUGUGGAGAACGGCCUCACCAUAGCGCAAUUCAACACAAUUAUAGCUCUGAUUAAGGAGAUGCUGGGCCGCGUGGAGCAGGAGCAGCGGGAGAAACUGCAGCAACUGUCCACUAUACAAAGAGACAAUAAACCCAAAGACGCUUCCGAAAUACUGGCCAACGAACUGGAGAGUUCUACUCUGUCCCCAAGCGGUGUCAGCAAUGGCAACAAAAUCAACGAUGACAUGUUCUCCGGAUUCACUGUAGGCCAGCCAAAAGCGGCUACCGCCGCUCCCUUGGCGCCCGCUAAGGCUAGGGAACAGCUCAAAAUAUCGCACAGCACAAUGUCGGCGCAGCCAGCAGUCAGGCCGGAUAUCCUCUCCUCAAUGAUGCAGAGCAACCUAACUGGGCUGGGCACCACUGCCGCGGCAGCAGUUUCUGCACCAUCUCCUGCACAAGUGCCGACCAACAACGGCUGGCACAGCGCUAAUCCGCUGGUGAUGAACCAUCAAUUGGCCUCGCCCCAGGCCAGCAACAACAACACCUUCUCGCUGGACGAUCUGGACCCAUUUGCUGGCGGAAGAGCCGCUGCAGGUGUUCCCAAGCCCAGCAACACAAACGGUGCCAAUAUGUACACGCUGCAGCAGCCCACAGUCAACUACAUCUAUCCAACUGGCUAUAGUCUGAACAGUAUCCAGCAGCAUCAGCAGCAGCAGCUCCUGGGAAAACCCAGCCAGGCUCCCACACUACAGCCGCAAACGCAGCCCCUGUUGGCAUCGGAUAACCAAAACCUCAACGCACUUUCCCAGCAGGACAUACUUAACUUCUUGAACUAGACGAAAUCGUAGAUAUGUAAUUGCAUAUUCCAUAUAUCCUAUUCAAGGCAACUAAAUUAUUAUGUUGCGUCGUUUUGUGCAUCACAGAAUUCUAGGCCUUAUCUUUGGGCAAUUCUGGCCGUUUUCUUUCAAAGACUAUGGAAACCAAGUAUUAAAUCCAUUUAUAAAAAUCUUCCCUCGGAUUUAAGCCGUGCAAAACGACCCAACUUAAUAUUCACUUAUACAUAUAUUUAUACAUUUAAAUUUAUCCAUGAAUGAGUGUGAAUGUCUCGUCUAUAUGUGUGCGUGUUUGUUAAAAAUGUUUUUAAUUAUACUACUUUAGAUUUUAACACAGAUCCGCUGGAUUCUUGCUCGUUGCCCCACAUUCCGCAAUCGAUAUCAAGUGUGAAAUGACACGAAUGCAAGUAGUUAAAUAGAAUACAUAUGUAUUGUUAGCUAGACAAAAAGCCAACCAACUUUGUUCUGUGCAUUGUGCAAUUGCUCCUUACUUAUGUUUUACAAAAUAUAUCAAUUUAAAAAAAAAAAAC